Messenger RNA from Solanum dulcamara, 1285 nucleotides. RefSeq names its product plasmodesmata-located protein 6. The coding region runs from base 125 to 979 and encodes 284 amino acids. The transcript has 3 exons. The record is from RefSeq and is a predicted model, not a curated record. Lineage: Eukaryota; Viridiplantae; Streptophyta; Magnoliopsida; Solanales; Solanaceae. Gene Ontology annotation, cellular component: plasmodesma.
UCCUUUAACUUUAAUCACAUAUAAUACUUCUUGAGUUCACCAUUUUCACUCGUAAAUUUCCACCAAACCACACCACCAACACUAGUGCCCAUUACUUCAAAGAACAAGAAGAACAAAAAAAGCAAUGAAACUUUGUAUUAAAAAAAAUUCUCUUCAUGUUCUUCUCGUUUACUAUAUGAUAAUUAUAUUCUUGCAUUUCGUUCACCAAUCAAAUGCGUCAAUACAAUCUUUCGUUUAUGGUGGAUGUUCACAACAAAAAUAUAAUCCAGGCACGAUUUACGAGUCGAAUGUCAACUCACUACUCACUUCCUUAGUCAACUCAGCAUCAUACGCAAAUUUCAACAACUUCAAGAUUUCCAUGUCCGGUUCGACACAAUACGACGUUGUAUACGGCCUCUUUCAGUGCCGCGGCGACUUAGGCAGUUCCGACUGCCGAAAGUGCAUCGCUGCGGCAGUGAGUCAGCUCGGAACGCUCUGCCCAGUCUCAUGUGGCGGAGCGUUGCAGCUAGACGGAUGUUUCGUAAAGUACGAUAAUGUUUCGUUUCUUGGCGUUGAAGAUAAAGGAAUAGUCAUGCAUAAAUGUGGACCGUCGAUUAUCGAUGAAUCGGAUAUGAUGACCCGAAACGACGGCGUUUUGACGUAUUUAUCAUCUACGGGUCAGUUUUUUCGGGUUGUUGGGUCAGGGAAAAUACAGGGUGUAGCCCAGUGUACACAAGAUUUGAGUAUGAGUGAGUGUGGUGAUUGUUUAUCGGAGGCGAUCAGACGGUUAAAAAGCGAGUGUGGGUCCUCACCUUGGGGAGAUAUGUUUUUGUCAAAAUGCUACGCGCGGUUCUCGGAGCGUGGAUUCACGUCUAAAAGCGGAGAUGAAGAUGUUGAAAAGACACUAGCAAUAACAAUUGGGCUCAUAGCUGGUGUGGCAGUCCUCAUUGUUUUCCUUUCUGUUCUAAAUAAGCUUUGUGAAAAGAAAGGUGGUAAAUAAAUAAGGGAUGCACAUCUUGUCCUUGUGAUAACUUUUUUUCUCCUUAGCUUGUCACUUGGGUAAAUUGCUUUUUUUGUUGGUGCUCUUUAGCUUUUGUAAAUUAGUUUCCCACUUUAUUUUCAAGUUUCCCUUCCUAUAUCUUCAAAAAAAAAGACUCAAAAGGUUAGCUAAAAGGUGAUUGGCCUCAUCUUGCAAUAAUAGUAGCUAAUGUAAUGGCCUCUAUACUCUUUUGUAAAAGUGCUCACUUUCUGCUAAAGAUAAAUGUGGAGUUGGUGCACUUUUUGUUGUGAAUUAUGCAAUUUGUUA